AUGGAGAGUCGCUCGGGCAGCAUAAAGGACCCGAUGUACUAUCCGGAUAACGACGGCACGUCGAGCGGCGGCGGCGGUGACCAGCAGGACAAGAGUCAGCGCAGCUCGCUCGGCAGCCAGGACAUCAGCCUGGACGACAACAACGCGCUCAAGGUGCCGCGCAAAUUUAUCACCAACUGGCGGCAGGCGUGCGACCGCACGCGGGACCGGACCAAGGACCUUCUGAAGAGAUGGAGAACGACCAGCAGCCACGUCGACGAGCUCGCCGUCGCGCCCGUUGCCGCCCCCGAACUGGAACAUCCCAGCUGGAGCGUGCACGUCUGGACGACUUGGGUGAGCCGCUUUCCGAGCGACGACAGUUUGUGCGCCCUUGACUUCAGUAAAAGCGGCGGAUCAGAGACCUUAGCCCCCAUUCAACGUGAUAAAUUCACUCACUUUUUUACAUACCUCUUGGACCACGAUAGAGAUGGUUACGUCAACAGAAAGGAUUUUUCACUACUUUCCGAGCGUUUGAGAAGAUUUGCGGACUGGUCGUGGAACGGUCCGGAGUAUCUGAGGCUCCUGGAGAUCGAGAACGGAUUCGCCGGAUUGAUCCUUCAGGAUAAGAAGGGGCCGGCGGAGUCGGACAAAAAGAUCGAUCUCGACGAUUGGUUAUCCUGGUGGGCGCAGAUCGUUGCACCGACGGAAGGCGCCAGUUACAAUGACAUGCCCUUCUGGAUCAAAGUUAUGCCCAGAGUAUUUUUCCUCGCCAUAAACAGCUCCGGCAGUGGGAUGAUCAGCAAGAAGGAACUCGCGGCCUUCUACGGCUCCGUGGUUGGCCUGGACACCGACAGGAUAAACAAGUGCCUGGACAUCGCGUACAACUCUAUGACUUCGAAUGGAGAUCAUCCUCUCGGCUGGGCGCAGUAUCAGUUAGUGUUCGCCAAUUUCCUGUUCGGCCGCGGCCCGUUCGGCCCGGGGGAGCAUUUCCUGGGCAUGACGGACGCCUGCAUGGUUCGCGGUAACACCAUACCGUUCCCCAUCGAUUAUUCCGCGAUGAACACACCGCGGGACAAAUUAGAGGUGUACAGCCCCCAUUGCAAGAGCAACAGGCGAAGCGUUGUAGUCUAACGGGUGAAGUUGUCGUGAGAGAGAGAGUUCCUUCUGGUUAGUGAUGCAACAUGCACAAUCAUCCCUCGAGUGCCUAAUACCGUGUAUCAUAUAAAUGUGUUUGAUAUAAAUUUAUUUUCGUCAACAGCAAAAAGAUCUCGAGAGUAUUGAAGAAAAUUAUAUUGUCCAUCUUGCACAAGUAUUUCGAUGUACAAAAAAGCUCGAUGAUCAGAGUAUAAUUAGAGCAUUAUUACAUCUCAAUACACUAUUACACUGCCAUUUAUCUUAUAGGGAGCAUCAUGAGUAUUCUUCACACAUAGAACGUACGUGUGUCUAUUUUUAGGUAAAACACAAAGAGGUUUAAAUGAUUUUUUUAAAAACGCAAUAUUACAAAAAAUCAAUUAUUCGAAAGAUUUUUCUCGGCGAGUAGAAAUAGUGCAUUCAUUUGACGCAGUGAAGAAGAGACUAUUACGUACUUACAAAAUUUAUUUCAAGCACUUGGCAGUUUAGUACUUCUUACACGUCGAAGUCACCACGACACAUGGAUGAUGAUGUUACGUGUGAGAGAGACAUGACUUUUGCUAUAGCAUUAUCGAUUAUCGACGCGUGCGUAACGGCGUGCGCGUUUCUAUAUGUAAAACGAUUAUUGUUGUCUACAAAUAAUGAGAAAAUAAUGACGACACUUUCUUUUUUCGACGA
This is a messenger RNA of Wasmannia auropunctata (little fire ant), 1788 nucleotides long. RefSeq lists its product as uncharacterized. The coding region runs from base 1 to 1110 and encodes 369 amino acids. Lineage: Eukaryota; Metazoa; Arthropoda; Insecta; Hymenoptera; Formicidae. The record is from RefSeq and is a predicted model, not a curated record. The transcript is spliced from 4 exons.